Messenger RNA from Acomys russatus (golden spiny mouse), 1209 nucleotides. RefSeq names its product mas-related G-protein coupled receptor member B2-like. Gene Ontology annotation, biological process: G protein-coupled receptor signaling pathway. Gene Ontology annotation, molecular function: G protein-coupled receptor activity. Lineage: Eukaryota; Metazoa; Chordata; Mammalia; Rodentia; Muridae. The record is from RefSeq and is a predicted model, not a curated record. Gene Ontology annotation, cellular component: membrane. Bases 190 to 1209 code for a protein of 339 amino acids. The transcript has 2 exons.
CAAAGGUGUGACUCUCAAUGCAGAUCCAAGCACAGGAAAGCACUGGUCUUCAUUACUGUUUUGAUUAUCUCUCCUUGAGUACCUGUUUCUUUGUAGUCUCUAUGCUAUGACAUAUUUCACAUUGACAACUGACUCAAGUGACUCUUCUUCUGUUUGCCACAGACCAGCUUACCACUUUCCUUAAGAAGAAUGGAGAAAAGGAACACCAGUGGAAAUAUCCCGAGCAAGGACAUAAACAUCUCAUCUGGCCUCUUAGCACUGAAUGAAAAUGACUUUGGUAUUCCCCAGUGUGGCAGCAAGUUCCAAGCCAUGAUUUUGCUUUCCCUCAUCAUUUCCUUGGUUGGGAUGGUAAUAAAUGGCAUAGUGCUGAGGAUCCUGGGCUUCCAGAUACAGAGGAACGCUUUCUCUAUUUACAUCCUCAACCUGGCUGUGGCCGACUUUCUCUACCUGUGCUUUCAAUUUUUUUUUUGCCUUUUAAAUAUCAUUUGUGACACUGAUAAUACCAAUAUGAACUCUAUUUCCUACCAAAUGGAUUUGUUUUUAUAUGUUUUGCCAAAAUUUCCUUAUUUUUCUGGCCUGAGCAUUCUCAGUGUCAUUAGCAUUGAGCGCUGUCUGUCGGUCAUGUGGCCCAUCUGGUAUCGCUGCCAACGUCCAAGACACACAUCAGCUGUCACCUGUGUUUUUCUUUGGGCUCUCUCCCUGCUGUUGUGUCUCCUGGAAGGGAAGGCAUGUGGCUUACUGUUUAGUAGUCUUAAUGAGCGUUGGUGUAAGACAUUUCGUUUCAUCACAGGCACAUGGUCAAUUGUUUUAAUUGUGGUUCUCUGUGGGUUCAACCUCACGCUGCUUGUCAAGAUCUUCUGUGGCUCAAAGCGGAUUCCAGUGACCAGGCUGUAUGUGACCAUUGCAUUCACAGUUCUAUUCUUCCUGAUCUUUUGUCUUCCCUUUGUGAUCUACUGGUUUGUCCUCCAAUUAGUCGAAAACAUGUCUAUUUUAUUUAAUGGUUUUUUUUACGAUGCAUUAUUUCUGUCCUGUGUUAACAGCUGUGCCAAUCCUAUCAUUUACUUCCUCGUUGGGUCCAUUAGGCACCGCAGGUUCCAGUGGAAGUCUCUGAAGCUGCUUCUGCAGAGGGCCAUGCAGGACACUCCGGAGGAGGAAGAUGAUGGAGAAAGGAGUCCAUCAGGAAAUUCUGAAGAUGUGGAAACAGUCUAA